Tarenaya hassleriana is the source of this 835-nucleotide messenger RNA. Its product is annotated as enhancer of rudimentary homolog. The record is from RefSeq and is a predicted model, not a curated record. The transcript has 5 exons. Bases 92 to 502 code for a protein of 136 amino acids. NCBI's taxonomy places the organism in Eukaryota, Viridiplantae, Streptophyta, Magnoliopsida, Brassicales, Cleomaceae.
UCUUGGUCAGCCCCCAGAGCUUCGCUGCUGAAGUCGACCGAGCCAAGCCCGAAGAUGAAACUAGGGUUUCGAUGAGCUACGACGCCUGCGAAUGGGAUUGAUACUCGAUUGCGUUGGAACCUUUUCCGACGUUCAAGUUAUCUAUCAAUAUUGGUUUUUCUACAAAUGGAAUCGAGAGGCUAAUACGAACAGUAGGCACACUAUCAUCUUGAUGCAAACCUCUCCCAGUAGAGCGACGAGGACAUUUAUGGACUACGAGUCCAUUAGCCAAGCUAUGGAUGGCAUCUGUGGUUUGUAUGAAAGAAAGCUCAAGGAAAUAAACCCAGCCCUGAGAAAUAUCACCUAUGACAUUGCAGAUCUGUACAAUUUUAUUGACGGUCUGGCUGACAUGAGUGCCUUGGUCUAUGAUCACUCGCGCCAAGCGUAUCUGCCUUACGACAGGCAGUGGAUCAAGCAGAAGACGUUUCACCAUCUCAAGAGACUUGCAAAUGGACCUCGUUAGACACAAUCAAAUGGCCAAUUCUCUCUGUUGGAAUUGGAAACCACCAAUAUAUAUAUAUUGUAAGUGAGAACAUGUCAUGUCUGGUUAGAGUUUUAUUCAAAGUUAAAAACUUUGUUGAGCUCUUGUUAAUUUUCCUAUGUAACAGAGAAAAAUCAUGACAGCAAACCUGUGUGUAAUGUAUUGUCGUCGUGGGAGGUGUUAACUAUGGUGCUUUUUUAACGUUGAUUACAUCAUGCCCUUAUAACAGAAGAGGGUCCAAGUGUAAAGGAGAAAAAAGAACAGGGUUUUGCUAUCUGCUAUCAAGGGAAUGAAUGAGAGAAGCCAAUUCUAUUC